Molecule: messenger RNA, 240 nt
Organism: Clunio marinus
Lineage: Eukaryota; Metazoa; Arthropoda; Insecta; Diptera; Chironomidae
Source: the annotation of a GenBank genome assembly
AUGGUAAUUUCACACCGUAAAGCGAAUAAAGAGCUUCAAGGAUCUAAGUAUGCUUGGUUAAAAAUACUUCAAAUAUUCCAAACUUUGACAUAUUUUAUGAGGUUCACAAUCAGCGAGUCAAGAAUUGAAAGCUUAGAAAAAGAAGGUCAACUAGACGAGAAAAGGAAAAUUGAAAGCCACAAAAAUGAAAAUUUGAAGGAAGAACGAAAAAAGUUGAAAACUUUUUUUGUGGAUUUUUAA